Chenopodium quinoa (quinoa) is the source of this 2263-nucleotide messenger RNA. Its product is annotated as cysteine-rich receptor-like protein kinase 10. Lineage: Eukaryota; Viridiplantae; Streptophyta; Magnoliopsida; Caryophyllales; Amaranthaceae. Gene Ontology annotation, biological process: protein phosphorylation. Gene Ontology annotation, molecular function: ATP binding; protein kinase activity. The record is from RefSeq and is a predicted model, not a curated record. Bases 100 to 1947 code for a protein of 615 amino acids. The transcript is spliced from 9 exons.
AAUAUCCACCCUUUCAUGCUGUUCAAUUCAUCAAUUUUACAUUAUAUUCUCAAACAACAUGAAAUAUAAUUAGUUUUGCAUCAUCAAAGGAGAUUAAAAAUGGCCAAACUUUGUGUGUUGGUGAUCAUGCUUGGAAUAACUUGGUUAUCACUUCCAAUAGUCCAAUCACAAUCAGGGAUUUGCUGGGAGAAAUAUGAUCAAUGCGUCUCAAAUAAUUUGAAUAGCACAGAGCCGCAAUUUGAUAAAUCCAGCCCUUCGUUUAAUAUCACUGAAUUUAUUUGCUGUGAUCUCCUCCGACAAAGUGCUGUAAAUGAGAAGCAAUGUUUUUGCAAUGUAAACACAUUUAUAACUGAAAAUCCCUCCUUUGCACCUAAUGUUACCCUUGUUUUAGGUGCCUGUGGCAUUGCUGAUUCUGUGGCUUCUCUCAAUGCCUUUUGCCAAGAUGUCCAAGUGCCACCACCAACAUCGACACAGCCUCCGCCAAGUGACAUUUCCUCCAUCACACCGCCUACACCGACGGGAGCUACUUCACCUCCAUCGCCGCAGACUCAUCUUCCACCUUCAGAGUCACCCGCCAAAAAAGUUAAGCUUCAAGUAAUAGUUCCUGCCAUUGUUGCUCCAUUAGCAGUGAUCACAAUGGCAUGUGUUAUAUUUGGUUUAUAUCUUUGUAAAAGGAAGCACACAACAGAACAAAAUGUUGCAAAUAAUACUCAAUAUGCUCUUCCGACUCAGCCUCCUGUUCCGCUUCCAGUAACAAUUGUUACAGAUAAUCCGAAUAAAGGUGCUAUAUAUACUGCUAUUCCAAAUUCUUUAGGCACAUUGAAGCAUAAUGCUGAUUGUUAUAUUAUUAUUCCUUAUGACUUAAGAUAUGUGAUACUGAAUGAAUUGGCUCCUUCUGCUCUGCCUCCUUUAGCUUUGGUUCCAUCACCAGGAGAUUAUAUCAUAAAAGCCGACUCCUUGCAAUAUGAUGUGGCCACUCUUCAGGCUGCUACUAACAACUUCUCUGAGGAUCAUGUAAUUGGCCGAGGUGGAUUUGGUGUUGUUUACAAGGGGAGCUUAUCAGAUGGACAAGAAAUAGCAGUCAAAAGGCUAUCAAGAACUUCUAAUCAAGGUGAUAAAGAGUUCAAGAAUGAGGUUUUAUUGUUAGCAAAACUUCAACAUAGGAAUCUGGUGAGGCUGGUUGGAUUUUGCUUAACAGAACAUGAAAAGUUACUUCUGUAUGAAUUCGUGCCUAAUAAAAGUCUGGACUACUUUCUAUUUGAUUCUCAAAAACGGGGACAAUUGAACUGGUCAGCUCGUUACAACAUAAUAAAAGGCAUUGCUCGAGGAAUGCUUUAUCUUCAUGAAGAUUCUCCUGAUCGAAUUCUUCAUCGUGAUCUGAAAGCUGCUAAUGUGUUGCUCGAUAUAGAGAUGAACCCAAAAAUUGCAGAUUUUGGCAUGGCGAGGAUCUGUGCCUUUGAUCAAACUCAUAUUGAUACAAGCAGAGUUGUUGGAACUUAUGGUUACAUGGCUGUAGAGUAUUUACUUCAUGGACAGUUCUCUAUAAAAUCAGAUGUAUACAGCUUUGGCGUGCUAGUUUUGGAGAUAGUAAGUGGCAGAAAGGUUGGUGAUGUCAUCUACCAAUCCGGAGGCAGCUUAAAGCUUUUGAGCCAUGCUUGGAGUUGUUGGUUAGACAGAGAACCUUUAAAGCUUCUUGAUUCCAUGCUGCGAAACACAUAUUCAAACCAUGAGGUCAUAAAAUGCAUACAUUUGGGUUUGUUAUGUGUGCAAGAGGAUAUUAACAAGAGGCCUACAAUGGCGACUAUAGUCCACAUGCUCAACUCUUACUCUGCAGCUGAUGGAACCCUUUCGACGCCUCAAUCCCCUGCAUUCCUGUACAGCAGCAGUUCAGACCAAUCUACGACGAGAAGAAGUAACACUGAUUCAACUCCUUGGUCUCAGAACUAACUAUGUGUCAAUCACCAAUAUGAUUGUUUUGUGUAGGGAGUGAAGUGUUGCUAGAAUGGACAAUACGUAAAUUUGCAAUUUCCUUACCUAUAUUGAUCAUCAAUCUGAUUGAUAUGUGUAAGGUAGUGAAGUGUAAUCCAAUUGGUUGUAAACAUCGUAAAGUGCAGCUCUUGGCAAAUCCCAGCAUACUCUUGGACUAACUAUAAAAUUUCCUUUAGUACUGUGAUCACAAAUUUGGUUGUAUGACAUCGCGUCUUCAAUCAUGAAUCUAUCCAAUGACUUUUUUUUGGGACUUUAUUAUACCAACUCUUAAUCG